AUGAAAGAUUUUCACAACAUCACUCAAACUGAAGAAACAUUUGCUUGUCGACUAAAAGCAUAUAUUCUUUGGUCAAUAGUUGGACAAUUAUAUUGGAGUUAUGUUCUUCUUGCAUUCUUUCGUUUUGUUCGAAUUAUUUAUCCAAAACAAUUAUGGUUAUGUCGAUCAUUCUUCUAUCUAUAUAUACUUAUUCCUUGUCAAUUUAUAUUUGUUUUCAUUGGUAUUCUACCAUCAUUUUUAUUUUUUGAUUGUAUACAUUUAAUAUUAAACGAAGCUUUUUGUGAUAUUCUAAUCAAACCUGCUUAUUUCUGUGCAUAUUCGAAUACGAUUGCAUUUGGAAUUCCAUACACGAUUCUUUGCAUUUUCUAUAUAAAAAUUGGGCAAAAAAUGCGACAACCAUCAAUGAUACGAUUACAUCAAGAACGAAAUCGACGAGAUUAUAUUGUGAUUAAACGAAUGUUAUUAAAUUCGAUUUUACUUUGUCUUAUAGCCGUACCAUAUGUUGUUCUUUAUAUUAUAAGUAUAUUUUAUGAAUAUUUAAAUUCCACUACAUUACGUUUUCAAUGGUUAUCAUCAUCAUUUGGUUCGUUUUUAUUUUCGCUUUUUCUUCCAUUAAUAACUACACAACUUGGAAAUUUAUUAAAAUAG
This is a messenger RNA of Adineta steineri, 648 nucleotides long. NCBI's taxonomy places the organism in Eukaryota, Metazoa, Rotifera, Eurotatoria, Adinetida, Adinetidae. The record is from the annotation of a GenBank genome assembly.